Molecule: messenger RNA, 1010 nt
Organism: Raphanus sativus (radish)
Lineage: Eukaryota; Viridiplantae; Streptophyta; Magnoliopsida; Brassicales; Brassicaceae
Exons: 1
Coding region: 115-894 (259 amino acids)
Biological process (GO): mRNA splicing, via spliceosome
Cellular component (GO): U2-type prespliceosome; U5 snRNP; U1 snRNP
Molecular function (GO): RNA binding
Source: RefSeq, a predicted model, not a curated record
UCUCGAUAAUAAUCUCGAUCUGUUCGUUCGUUUCGACUCCUCCGGCGUACUAGAUUCGCCGUCCGAAUCUCUUCUCAACCGCGUCGCGGCUGUUCCACCGCUUAAUCGGCGACGAUGUCGAUGUCGAAGAGCUCCAAGAUGCUCCAGUUCAUAAACUACAGGAUGCGAGUGACGAUCCAAGACGGGAGGCAGCUCGUGGGGAAGUUCAUGGCCUUCGACCGCCACAUGAACCUCGUCCUCGGCGACUGCGAGGAGUUCCGCAAGCUCCCCCCGGGGAAAGGAAAGAAGAUCAACGAGGAGAGGGAAGAUCGCCGUACGCUGGGUUUGGUUCUGCUGAGAGGCGAAGAGGUUAUCUCCAUGACGGUGGAAGGACCGCCUCCUCCUGAAGAGUCACGUGCCAAGGCUGGAUCAGGAGUCGCUGUUGCUGGGCCUGGAUUGGGCCGUGCCGCUGGACGUGGAGUGCCGACUGGGCCGCUCGUUCAAGCUCAGCCUGGGCUUUCUGGGCCUGUUCGUGGAGUCGGUGGGCCGUCUCCGGGGAUGAUGCAGCCGCAGAUCUCUCGUCCUCCGGUGAUGCGGCCUCCGGGACAGAUGCUUCCGCCGCCGCCUGCUUUCGGUGGUCCUCCUCCUCCGAUGGGGAGAGGUGUUCCUCAAGGUCCUCCUCCGAAUUACGGUAUGAGGCCUCCGCCGCAGUUUGGUGGACCGCUGCCUCCGUAUGGGCAGAGACCGAUGGGACCUCCGCCUGGUGGGAUGAUGAGAGGUCCUCCUCCACCGCCUCAUGGGAUGCAGGGACCCCCGCCUGGGCCGCCUCGCCCUGGAAUGCAGCCUCCUCCUGGAGGGUUUGCUCCACAGCGUCCGGGGCCACCACCGCCUAAUCCACAUAAUCAGCAGCAGUGAUUAGGUUUGCCAUGAAUGAAUGUACCCUUUUUUUCUUAAGCUGAGAUUGUGAAGGCAUUGUUAAGUUUGUUUGGGUUGGACUUUACUCAGAUUUAAAGUGUCGUGCUUUUCAUGUC